AUGGCUUUGCAAGCACAUAAAAAGAUAGACGAUGCUGGAAAUGAAGAGAACGACGAUGGUGGAGACUAUGACGACGAACCGGUAUUCAAAUUUUCCAAAGUUACGCUCUCCUCGUCGGUAUCUCGGAAGGCAAAUGAUGAUAACAAGAGUACACCAGAUUAUCUUAGCUGUAUUGCUGUUCAUGAACGAUUUCUUGUGAUUGGAAAAAAUACAGGUGAUAUAUUAAUCACCGAUCAUUUGGGGACUAUAAUCCCUCAAUUUCAUAUUCAAGCACAUACAUAUCCCGUCAAUGCGAUAUCGAUUGAUGCUAAUGGUGAUUAUAUUGCGAGUUGUUGUCAAGAAGGACGAGUUAAAAUAUCCGGUUUAUUUAGUAAAAACGAUGAUCAAUUAAAUGCGUUCUCUCGACCGAUAAAAGCCGUCUGCCUAGAUCCAUUUUUUUCGAAAUCAAAACAGUACGUUACAGGUGAUACAUCCCUUAUUCUCAAUGAACGAGGUUUACUGGGACGACAUAAAUCUACAACUUUAUUCGAUUUUAAAGGUGGACUUAUUCAUACACUUCGUUGGAAAGAAUCACUGAUUGCUGUCGCUAACGAUAGAGGUGUUGGUGUUUAUGAUUUGCGUGCGCGUCGAUUAGUUGGAUUCGAAUAUACAGAACCUCAACCAGGAUUUGCACCGGGUAUCUAUCCAAGUAGAGUAUCAUGGAAUGAUGCCACAACGUUAGUCGCUGCAUGUGCAAAAACGAUUAAAAUCGUCACUAUUGUAAAUGACCCAACAAAUGAUCAUCAAUCAACUGUACCGAAGAAGUCCAUGAAUAUAGUUAUGACGUUUAAAAUCGAAUUCUACGCAUGUGGUUUAACAUCAGUUAAUCGGGAUUUAUUUUUGCUUGGUAUUGAAGAUUACAGUAUAGCAAAUGGUGUAACCGAUCCGUCGCUAACGGUUCUACAGUCAAUCGACAGAAACUAUGAAGAAAAAGCCCAUGAUCGGUUUGUAUUGUCACGAAAUAAAGACACAUCACCAUUUCAAUUUCAGCUCGAAUAUCUACCUGACGAGCGAUGUUUUUUCAUUCUGUCUCCUUAUGAUAUAAUUAAAGCGGAACAUCGAAAUUAUGAUGAUCAUAUCGAUUAUUUAAUCAGCAAGAAGCGAUUCGACGAAGCAAUCCAAGCAUUCGAGCAACCGAAAAACACGACUGAUAAACCACAGCGACAUACAAAACGAAGUGUCUAUCAAGAAUAUGUUAAAGAAUUAAUUGAAAAUGGCCAGUCGAAAACAGCCGUGAAAUUGUUUCCUGACGUCUAUAAAACAGCUGAAGAAUGGGAAGAACAGAUCCAAAAGUUUAUCGAUCGAAAAGAACUCGAUAUCAUCACUCCGUAUAUUCCAACCGUUUUACCAAAAUUGAAUCCAACCGCUUAUGACAAAGUAUUGGAAACAUAUCUAAGCGAGAAAAAAUACGAUAAAUUAAAAGAAUUACUAACAACUUGGCCGUCCGAUAUAUACAACGUAACGAGUAUCGAUCAUUUGACACGAAUCAAGAUGGAUGAUGAUCAUACAUCAAAAACUUUACUUGAAUGUUCAGCUAUUUUGGCUGAAAAACAAGGCAAUGUAGUGAAAACAUUGGACAUCUAUUUGAAAAUGCGGAAUAUCCAAGUUUUCCAACUGAUUGACCGGAAAAAUCUUCAUAGCGAGAUUCUUCCGCACAUUGAAACACUCAUGACAAUUGACAAAAAUUUAACACUCGACAUGUUGGUUAACCAUGUAGAUAUAUUACCGGUCAAAUCAGUUUACAAUGUCCUUCAGAAAAACUCAAGGUUUUUACAUGCGUAUCUUGAUGCUGUGUUCUCGAAAAAUCCAAGCGACACACGAGAUUAUUAUACACUCCAAGUAACGCUGUAUGCGGAAUACGACACGACAAAGCUGAUGGGAUUUCUGCGUAAAGCUGGAAGUUAUAGUAUACAGGACGCCAUUUUGAUUUGUGAAAAGAAAAAAUUGUAUCCUGAAGCUGUUUUCCUUUACGGUCGAGCGGGUAAUGGGCGCGUCGCUUUGCAGACAAUUCUUGAUAAAUUGAAUGAUAUCGAAGGAGCGAUUGCAUUUUGUCGCGAAACAGGUGAUCAAACAUUAUGGCCAGUCUUGAUCGAAGCAUCGCAGAAUAAACCAGAGUUUAUCAGAGGUUUAUUGAAUCAUGCUGGUAGCGAUAUGAACUUGAAAGAGUUAAUUGAUUCGAUCCGCGAUGAUUUACGAAUUCCUGGUUUACGAGAUUCACUGUGUAAAAUCAUGCAGGAUUAUAAUAUUCAGAUGUCUCUAUCGGAAUCUUGUCGAAAAAUAAUUGUACAUGACUGUUUGGGUCUACGUAAGAAGACAAUCACAUUGCUUCAAAGUGGUUAUUCAGUCAAAGAUACCGAUCUUUGUGCGAAAUGUCACAAUCCUGUUUACACUUCUGGUACUUUGACCAAUCUUCCAGUAUCUGUCUUUUUCUGUUUACAUGUCUUCCAUACCAAAUGUAUCGAAACGAAUCCGGAUGUUUGUGGUGUAUGUUCGACUACUUCUCUGUUCGGUGCGGCUUAA
This is a messenger RNA of Adineta ricciae, 2559 nucleotides long. NCBI's taxonomy places the organism in Eukaryota, Metazoa, Rotifera, Eurotatoria, Adinetida, Adinetidae. The record is from the annotation of a GenBank genome assembly.